Molecule: messenger RNA, 1119 nt
Organism: Phascolarctos cinereus (koala)
Lineage: Eukaryota; Metazoa; Chordata; Mammalia; Diprotodontia; Phascolarctidae
Product: tau-tubulin kinase 2-like
Source: RefSeq, a predicted model, not a curated record
AUGAUUGAAACGGAAUAUAGAAUAGUGGGUUCUGGGUUUUCCUCCAGGAUACAGCAAGUCAUGUCCUACAAAUAUCUGAAUUCCUAUGAUUUUGCAGAAAGAAUUGCAAAUGCCACCCCUAUUCCAGGAGACUUACUUCGAGAAAAUACAGAUGAGGUAUUUCCAGAUGAACAGCUCAGUGAUGGGGAGAAUGGUAUCCCUGUUGGUGUAUCACCAGAAAAACUUCCUGUAUCUGUGGGACACCCUCGUCCUCAGGAGAAGGAUGUCUGGGAAGAAAUGGAUAUCAACAGGAACAAGAUAAAACUGGGGAUCUGUAAGGCUGCUACAGAAGAGGAGAAUAGUCAUGGUCCAGCAAAUGGUAUACUGAAUGCUCCAAGCCUUGGUUCACCAAUUCGUGUCCGCUCUGAGACAACCCAGCCAGAGAGAGAUGUCCCAUUGGUACGAAAGUUACGGUCUAUCCACAGUUUUGAGUUGGAGAGGCGUCUGACCUUGGAGUCAAAGCCAGACACUGACAAGUUUCUGGAGACUUGCUUGGAAAAAAUGCAGAAAGACUCCAGUGUGGAAAAGGAACCAGUUCCCCCUGCUUCUCUUCUUCAUAAGCCCUGUGCUCCUGCUGUGACCCGUACUGACCACAUCUGGCACUAUGAUGAAGAGUACCUCCCAGACGCUUCUAAGCCUGCGUCUGCCAACUCUCCAGAGCAGGCAGAUGGUGGUGGGAGCAAUGGAUUCAUAGCUGUCAACCUGAGCUCCUGCCAGCAGGAGGUUGAUUCCAAGGACUGGGUGAUUGUGGACAAGGAGCGGGACCUUCAUGAUUUCAGGACGAAUGGGGCUUUAGGGCAUAAAACUGGAAGCCCUUCAGAUGAGGAACCUGAGGUGCUGCAAAUCCUCGAGGAAUCUCCUCAAGAAGAACAGCAUAAACUAGGUCCUUGGGUAGAAGAUGAUCAUAAAAAAAAUGGAGCCCCCAGUGUGGUCUUGGCACUGUCGGUGGCGUGUCCUGCCACUGCAGCGUCAGAGCAAUAUGCAGAUAGACUAGAACUCCAGACUGGAGCUGCGGGCCAGUUUCUUGCAGCCACACCCACCAGCCCAAUGGAGGCUCAAGCAGAAGGACCUCUCACACCA